This is a messenger RNA of Melampsora larici-populina 98AG31, 687 nucleotides long. RefSeq lists its product as uncharacterized. Lineage: Eukaryota; Fungi; Basidiomycota; Pucciniomycetes; Pucciniales; Melampsoraceae. The record is from RefSeq and is a predicted model, not a curated record. The coding region runs from base 1 to 687 and encodes 228 amino acids. The transcript is spliced from 4 exons.
AUGCAAACUAGAGAGGAACAAAAAAAUCUAUUGAGAUUGCCUCAAACCAUUGUAUUAGCAGAGACCAAAGCUCAUGAUCUAGCUCAAGAGCUAGGCACCAAGCUCCUUGCUGCCCGAGAUGGCAACAAAACAGCGCUCAUCGCUUUACAAAUUGCAAAGUCUAACCUUUACGAGGCUAAGGUAGGAUUAGUCGAGCAGCAACGACGAGCCCAUCUUCACACAGGUACUACAGAUCAGGCUUAUAACAAUCAGCAACAUAACAAAAAAAAGAACCUGCCACAGAAGAAAUACAGGACCUAUCACCGGCAUGUUUUGAAGUACAACUCACAACCACGACGUAGGCGCCGGGAUAUGUUAUGUGAUCCCACGUAUGAAGAGCUGUUGUCAAUGGCAGUGACAGACGGCUUCUGGGAUUUGGGUGGAUUGAGCCAUCCUGACGAAGAGUGGGCAUCAAAUGAUCACACGCGAGAGGGUAUCCAACUUUAUCUACUGUUGAGAGCAGCUAAAGAGGAAAUCAAACGUAUUGCUCGAGAGACUUGUCAACUUAUCUGGUGGGCGCUGGAAUACCAAGUGAAGAUUGAUGACGUCCGGCGCAAAUUAUUGUUGACAGAGGACUACUUCUUGCUUAUGGAUGAUGUGGGAUAUUGGGUUGGCAGACGUGCUGAGAUGGACAGCAGAGUUCUUUGA